Messenger RNA from Propithecus coquereli (Coquerel's sifaka), 2166 nucleotides. It is a transcript of the gene FRZB, whose product is annotated as frizzled-related protein. Gene Ontology annotation, cellular component: cytoplasm. The coding region runs from base 349 to 1326 and encodes 325 amino acids. Lineage: Eukaryota; Metazoa; Chordata; Mammalia; Primates; Indriidae. Gene Ontology annotation, biological process: non-canonical Wnt signaling pathway; canonical Wnt signaling pathway. The transcript has 6 exons. The record is from RefSeq and is a predicted model, not a curated record. Gene Ontology annotation, molecular function: Wnt-protein binding.
UGAAUUCUACUUUUGUUUUUAUUUCUCCCUCGCAUCCUCCUGUGCUCCUCCCAUCUGAUAGGUCUGCGAAGUCUGAUGCUUCUGCCAGAGGGAGAGGAAUAAAUAGAUGCUGCUGUCCCCGAAGGCUUAGACGUUGGGAAAGAGCGCUGGGGGCGGUGGCCGGAGCUCGGCGAAGCUCGUGGGACCCCAUUGGGGGAAUUUGAUCCAAGGAAGCUGUGCGAUUGCCGGGGGAGGAGAAGCUCCCAGAUCCUCGUGUCCACUUCCCGGGGGGAGGAGGAGACGGCGGAGCGGGCCUCUCGGCGUCCACGGCGCUGCUGCACCCAGCCCCUGCUCCAGCCCGCCGGGAUCAUGGAGUGCGGCCGCCCGGGCGGGAUGCCGCUGCUGCGGGCCGGGCUGCUCGCCCUGGCUGCGCUCUGCCUGCUCCGGGUGCCCGGAGCGCGGGCUGCAGCCUGUGAGCCCGUCCGCAUCCCCCUGUGCAAGUCCCUGCCCUGGAACAUGACCAAGAUGCCCAACCACCUGCACCACAGCACCCAGGCCAACGCCAUCCUGGCCAUCGAGCAGUUCGAGGGGCUGCUGGGCACCCACUGCAGCCCCGAUCUGCUCUUCUUCCUCUGUGCCAUGUACGCGCCCAUCUGCACCAUUGACUUCCAGCACGAGCCCAUCAAGCCCUGCAAGUCUGUGUGCGAGCGGGCCCGGCAGGGCUGCGAGCCCAUCCUCAUCAAGUACCGCCACUCCUGGCCGGAAAGCCUGGCCUGCGAGGAGCUGCCGGUGUACGACCGCGGCGUGUGCAUCUCUCCCGAGGCCAUCGUGACUGCGGACGGAGCCGAUUUUCCUAUGGAUUCUAGUAAUGGAAACUGUAGAGGGGCAAGCAGUGAACGCUGUAAAUGUAAGCCUAUUAGAGCUACACAGAAGAUCUAUUUCCGGAACAAUUACAACUAUGUCAUCCGGGCUAGAGUUAAAGAGGUAAAGACCAAGUGUCAUGAUGUGACUGCAGUAGUGGAAGUGAAAGAGAUUCUGAAGGCUUCUCUGGUGAACAUUCCACGGGAUACCGUCAACCUCUACACCAGCUCAGGCUGCCUGUGCCCUCCACUUAAUGUUAAUGAGGAAUAUAUCAUCAUGGGCUAUGAAGAUGAGGAACGUUCCAGAUUACUCUUGGUGGAAGGCUCUAUAGCAGAGAAAUGGAAGGAUCGACUUGGUAAAAAAGUUAAGCGCUGGGAUAUGAAGCUCCGUCAUCUUGGACUGAGUAAAAGUGAUUCUAGCAUUAGCGAUUCCACUCAGAGUCAGAAGUCUGGCAGGAAUUCUAACCCCCGGCAAGCACGCAACUAAAUCCUGAAAUGCAAAAAGUAACAUGAGUGAACUUCCUGUUAAGAUUUGCGUUGCUGGACUAGCAAAGGAGAAUUGCACUAUUGCACAUCAUAUUCUAUUGUUUACUACAAAAAUCAUGUGGUAACUGAUAUUACUUCUAUUUUCUCUUUUGUUUUCUGCUUUACUCUCCCAUCCCCCCACCCCCUUUUUAAUGGACUGGGGGCAGAACCUUAAAUAUAUGCUUUCUGUUUCACUAAUCAUAGGAAAACUGUUCUUUUGCAUUAAUAAUAAAUUAAACAUGUUGAUACUAAGGUCUCUGCUGGAGUCCCCAGAUGUUAAUUUACUGUUUUGCACCCAGAUAGGGAAUGCAAUAUUGGAUGCAAAGAGAGAUUUCUGGUAUCCACAGAAAGCUAGAUAUGCUGUAAAAUAUACUCUGUUGAUCUAAUUACAGGCUCAUUUUCCUAUGCCUCUUGGACAUUCUUCUCACGCUUAGAAAGUUCUAAAUGUUUAUAAAGGUAAAAUGGCAGUUUGAAAUCAAAUGCCAUAUAGGCAAAGCAAUCAAGCACCAGGAAGCAUUUAUGAGGAAAUGACACACAAGAUGAAUUAUUUUUGAGAUUGGCAGGAAGCAAAAUAAAUAGUGUUAGGAGCUGGGGAAAGAACAUUUUGCCUGAUUGAGAAGCGCAACUGAAACCAGUAGCCGCUGGGGUGUUCACAGUAGCAUUCUUCUUUUGGCAAUACAUUUGAUUUGUUCAUGAAUAUAUUAAUCCACAUUUAGGAAGAGAGUUAUAACUAGACAUCUGCUGUUAUCACCAUAGUUCUGUUCAAUUUGCUUCCUUUUAAAUAAACCCAUUGGUGGAAGUC